AUUAAGCAGCACCAACAUAUGGCUUUCUCUUCUCGUUCCCUCACAUUUCCUUUCCUCUUUCUCUUCAUCCAAACACUAUGCUUCCAUUCUCAAGCUGUCGUUCCUAAGUCGAAGACAUUCAAGGUCGUCAAUGAAGGAGAUUUCGGGCAGUAUGCAGUUGAGUAUGAUGCGUACUACCGUCCUCUCCAUGUUUAUGACUCUAUGUUCCAUCUUUGCUUCUACAACACCACCCCUAAUGCCUAUACCUUGGCUCUACGUAUGGGCUCAUUUCGAUCAGAGUCGCUGCUGAGAUGGGUAUGGGAAGCAAACCGUGGGAACCCAGUUGGUGAGAACGCCACUUUGGCAUUAGGGAAGGAUGGAAAUCUAGUCUUGGCCGACUCCGACGGUCGAGUAGCAUGGCAAACUGGCACUGCCAACAAGGCGGUUGUUGGGUUGAAGCUGUUACCAAAUGGUAACAUGGUUUUGCAUGAUGCCAAGGGCAGUUUCAUUUGGCAGAGUUUUGACUACCCAACCGAUAGUCUCUUGGUCGGGCAAUCUCUUGGGCUUGGGUCCAAGCUGGUGAGCCGAGCAUCUGUUGAAAACAAUGUUUACGGGGCUUAUAGCUUUGCAGUGGAGCCCAAACAGGUGGGCUUGUAUUACAGAAGCAAUAACACCCCUAAGCCGUUACUCUAUUUCUCCUUUGCCGAAUGGUUUAGCAUCACCAAGGGCACCAUAGUUAACGUCACGCUUGGUGUUUUAGAAGAAGACGGAGGCUAUUCCUAUCGCCUGUUAUUGAACUACCAUCUGGCCAACCCAGUUGGGUCCGGACAUGUAUACGUGGCUAGGACCAAAUACAAUGGAACAUUGACAUUUCUAAGGCUAGGAAUUGAUGGAAAUGUUAGGUUUUACACUUACAACGACAAGAUGGACGAGGGGGCAUGGGAGGUGAGCUAUACUCUGUUCAACAGAGAUUCUGGCGAUUUAAGUGAAUGCCAAUUGCCAGGGAGGUGCGGGAAAUUUGGGCUUUGUGAAGACAGCCAAUGUGUUGCUUGCCCAUUACCAAGUGGGUUGAUGGGGUGGAGCAAGAAUUGUGAGCCAGUGAAUGUGCCAUCUUGCAAGGCUUCUGAGUUCUACUAUUACGAGUUGGAAGGGGUCGAUCACUUUCUACGCAAGUACACAAAGGGAGAAGGGCGAAUGAAGCAAAGCGAAUGCGAAAGUAGGUGUACGAAAGACUGCAAGUGCAUGGGCUAUUUCUACCACAAAGACACGUCCAAGUGCUGGAUUGCUUACGAUCUCAGAACUCUCACAAAGGUUGAGAAUGCAGCAUAUGUUGGCUACAUAAAGGCCCCCAAGAAGUAAAGGGAACCAACCUCUUGUUGUCUACCUAAUAGAUGCUAUUUCUUUGUUCCCUUUUGUGUGUUUCUUUCAAGUUGGAACCUAAGCUGAAGAAUUCUAAUGUUAGCUUAGUGUUCAUUCUUUUCAAGUGCAUGUUAAUUUAAUGAUGAAUAAAUAUGCA
Messenger RNA from Diospyros lotus (date-plum), 1495 nucleotides. Its product is annotated as epidermis-specific secreted glycoprotein EP1-like. The transcript has a single exon. NCBI's taxonomy places the organism in Eukaryota, Viridiplantae, Streptophyta, Magnoliopsida, Ericales, Ebenaceae. The coding region runs from base 19 to 1338 and encodes 439 amino acids. The record is from RefSeq and is a predicted model, not a curated record.